Fonsecaea multimorphosa CBS 102226 is the source of this 738-nucleotide messenger RNA. RefSeq lists its product as uncharacterized. The transcript has 2 exons. The record is from RefSeq and is a predicted model, not a curated record. The coding region runs from base 1 to 738 and encodes 245 amino acids. NCBI's taxonomy places the organism in Eukaryota, Fungi, Ascomycota, Eurotiomycetes, Chaetothyriales, Herpotrichiellaceae.
AUGGCCUCUUAUGAUUCCAUCCAGGCGUUUAUCCAGCGCGCCGAAUCCGACCUGUCCCGCCUCGAUAUCGUUAUCCUCAAUGCUGGCAGGUGGACGUACAACUUCAACACCGUGCCUGGUACCGGUCACGAGGAGCUCUUUCAAAUCAACUACCUCUCAACGGUGCUCCUUGCCAUCUUGUUGCUUCCUGUCUUGAGGAGUAAAGCCCCAGCAGGGACUCCUGGCCGCCUAACUAUCGUCAAUGCAGCGCUAUCUCUGACUGCAAAAUUCCCGAACAAGGACAAGACCCCGUUGCUCCCGUCAUUCGACGAUCCAAAGGCCUUCGACAUUAGCGAAUCGUACAACACAUCCAAGGUGCUGGCGCACAUGUUUCUCUGGAAACUCGUGGAAUAUGUGUCGGCCGACGAAGUCAUUGUGAACCUCGUAGACCCUGGCUUUGUCAAGGGCACAAAGCUCGCGCGCGAUGCACCGGGUCUGUUGGUGGCUCUUGGGAACAUAUUUGCCGCACUCACCGCCAGAAGUACCCGGGAUGGCGCUUCAACGUACCUCGACGCCUGCCUAAUCAAAGGAGAGGAGUCUCAUGGAUGCUUCGUAAUGGGCUGGCAGAUUAAACCGUUUGCGGCCAUGCUUUAUACGCCCGAAGGAAAACUUGUCACCGAGAAGCUGUGGCGCGAAACAAUAGACGAACUGAGCUUCGCCAAAGUGCAGUCCGUGUUAGAGUCGAUGAAGAGACAUUGA